Messenger RNA from Scophthalmus maximus (turbot), 578 nucleotides. RefSeq names its product general transcription factor IIH, polypeptide 5 (gene gtf2h5). Gene Ontology annotation, cellular component: transcription factor TFIIH holo complex; transcription factor TFIIH core complex. The coding region runs from base 208 to 423 and encodes 71 amino acids. Gene Ontology annotation, biological process: nucleotide-excision repair; transcription by RNA polymerase II; nucleotide-excision repair, preincision complex assembly. The transcript is spliced from 3 exons. Lineage: Eukaryota; Metazoa; Chordata; Actinopteri; Pleuronectiformes; Scophthalmidae. The record is from RefSeq and is a predicted model, not a curated record.
CGGAAAGUGCUCGUCACUUUUCUAUUGAGGAAGAUUGUCCCUCGGCGCACACCGUACGUCACCUAGCUAGCGAUGCUUUGAGAACAGGCUAGCAGCAGCUUCUGACAAGUCAGACGCUCGUCUGACGUCUUUUUAAACUCCUACGCUUGAAUGUAGCCAGGUUCUGAGCAACAUAACAACACCGUGGGUUUCUCUGCACUCGUCAACAUGGUCAACGUACACAAAGGUGUUCUUGUGGAAUGUGAUCCUGCCAUGAAACAGUUCCUCCUCUACCUGGAUGAAACGAUGGCCCUGGGAAAGAAGUUCAUCCUCAAGGACCUUGACGACACACACGUCUUCAUCCUGGCAGAGGUGGUGCAGACGCUCCAGGAAAGAGUUGGCGAGCUGAUGGAUCAGAAUUCAUUCCCCGCCUCGCAGAAAUAACACAACUGUCUAUUUGUUUUUUGCCUUUGGACGUUUUACAACUUAAUUAAAUGGGCACUGCAAUGUUUAUAAAAUACAGGCAAGACAUGGAGCAAUUGCUCUUCUUUUUUUGUUAACGUGAGAAAACCUUUAAGUAAAGAAAAUGGUGAAUUUUG